CUCUCUCUCUCUCACUUUCCUAGUAAUAGCACAAACAGGUCCUUCUCGCGUAAGGAGAAGAGCAGCUUCCCAUCUUCCUUUGCCUUCAAUAUUAAAACCCCCUCCUUUUCCUUUUUUUUUUUUCAACUGUCUCUCCGUGUUCACCUCGCGUUCCUUAGCACAGAACUCAGCGUCAGCGACGAAAAUAAAAAAAAUCUCGAUUGAUAAAAGAAUAAAAUCAAAAGGUUAUUUUUUGUUCUUUCUUUAUCUUUACAAUUCAUAACGCAAUUAACGCGUUAUUCUCUUCCCAUUCCUACCUUUUUUGAUCCUCUCGAUCCUGAUCCAGCUUUAAAUAGAUCUCCGUUCUCGAUACCUUUUUGAUCGGUAGUGUUGUUGGCUUUGGUUGGUGGCUUUCAAAUUAUAGAAUCUAAGAGCGAAAUUUUCAAGAGUUAAAUAACUGAUUACACGAGUGUUGUUUCGUGAGGAAUAAUGAUGUCGACCUUAACAGUUGGGUUGUGAAGUACUAUGGAACUGGUGGUUGCCCGACAACAACAACUGCAACAACAACAACAACAACAAGAUGACGAUUUACAUUGGUCGCGAGGCUUCCAAGCUAUGGAAGAGAAUUUGUGCAGAGACUAGUACAGAGAUCAACCUACUUGCAGAAAAUUGGAAAUACAUUCUUGCUGGUCUAAUUUUUCAGUAUAUACAUGGUUUGGCUGCCCGAGGAGUUCAUUAUCUACAUCGUCCAGGGCCAACAUUGCAGGAUGCAGGAUUCUUUCUUCUUCCGGAGCUUGGGCAAGAUAAAGGCUAUAUCAGUGAGACGUUAUUCACCUGUGUCUUUCUAUCAUUCGUACUGUGGACUUUCCAUCCUUUCAUCUGCAAGAGCAAAAAGAUCUACACAGUUCUAAUUUGGUGUAGAGUUCUAGCCUUCUUAGUUGGUUCUCAAAUUCUUCGGAUCAUUACAUUCUAUUCUACUCAGCUUCCAGGUCCAAAUUAUCAUUGCCGUGAGGGCUCCAAACUUGCCAGGCUGCCACGUCCAGAGAGUGUGCUUGAAGUACUCUUAAUUAAUUUUCCUCGGGGAGUAGUAUUUGGCUGUGGUGAUUUGAUUUUCUCAUCACACAUGAUAUUUACCCUAGUGUUCGUACUUACAUAUCACAAGUAUGGCGCACAAAGGUUUAUAAAGCAGUUAGGCUGGUUGAUUGCUGUGAUACAGAGCCUUUUAAUUAUAGCUUCCCGCAAACAUUACACGGUGGAUGUUGUUGUUGCAUGGUAUACUGUUAAUUUGUUGGUAUUCUUUAUCGACAAGAAAUUACCAGAGCUACCUGACAGGACUAUUGGAGCUGCAUCUCUGUUAUUACCGCUGAGUACUAAAGACAAAGAUAUGAAUGAAGAGAAUCACAAGCUCCUGAAUGGGAAUUCAGUAGACCCUGCAGAUCGGAGGUCAAGAACCCAAGUUAAUGGCAAGGUUCUGGAAGAUGUCAAUGGAGUCCAUAACGAUACAAAUGCAAUGAAUGGUGUCUAGAUGAUGGGAGCUGGAAGCUGCUACUGCUGCGAGAACUUGCUUUUUAUAUCUUUAAGAACCCUUGUGUGGUGGGCUUCAGUUCCCAAGACUGCUGGUAAAUUUAAUUUGUAUUCUAGAGGGAAAUCGAAAAAGAAAGAAAAAGAAAUAUGGAUAGCACAUAAUGUACAUUUUACAGUCCUGCUUCUUUGUCAUGGUUAAAAACAAAUAUUUCAUCAGCAUCAGCAUGUAUCAUGGUAUCUACCAAGUUCCUGUUUCUCCAGAAUUUUUUUCCUCGAGCAUGUGUGAUGCUGUUGAAACUUUCACUCGCUUUCUUUUUAAUUUCACACUGUGAAGCCGAAGGCUCUUCACUUUUUACAAA
Jatropha curcas is the source of this 1862-nucleotide messenger RNA. It is a transcript of the gene ATIPCS1, whose product is annotated as Inositol phosphorylceramide synthase 1. NCBI's taxonomy places the organism in Eukaryota, Viridiplantae, Streptophyta, Magnoliopsida, Malpighiales, Euphorbiaceae. Gene Ontology annotation, cellular component: plasma membrane; Golgi membrane; endoplasmic reticulum membrane. Gene Ontology annotation, biological process: ceramide biosynthetic process. Gene Ontology annotation, molecular function: sphingomyelin synthase activity; ceramide cholinephosphotransferase activity; inositol phosphoceramide synthase activity. The record is from RefSeq and is a predicted model, not a curated record.